GUACUGUAAACCUUGAUAUUAUAUAUUUAUUAGUGUAUAUUAUGCAUUGCCUCCUCAAAAGUGUAAAAAUGGACUGAUCAAAGUGAGAUUGCUCCACGCCUGUCAUUGGUGCAGGUCACAUCAUUGUGAAAAGUGCGAGGAGGAAAGAAAAGACCGCAGCUCAGGUCAGAAACAAAAGGCAUCCAAAGCAAAGUGCUGACGGCAGACUGGGUCUGUGUAUAAAUACCCCCACAAAUGCUUGAACGAGUGACCGCUUGGUGGAUUCCCCUCAACGCACAUAGCUCGUUCUGUUGGGUCAGUCAGCGUUGAGAUUUACCUGAAACAAUGGCUCUAACAAACCCUGUGUCCAUGCCCAUGGGACCAUGGAAGAUCACCGUUUAUGACCAGGAGCAUUUCCAGGGCAGGCGUUGCGAAUUCACCUCUUGUUGCCAGAACAUUAUGGAGUUCGGAAUGGAGACCGUCCGCUCCCUGAAGGUGGAGUGUGGCGCCUGGAUUGGUUUUGAGCACACUACCUUCAAUGGCCAACAGUUCAUCCUGGAGAAGGGAGAUUACCCUUGCUGGGAGGCCUGGAGUGGCAGCAAUGCCUAUCGCAUUGAGAGACUGAUGUCCUUCCGCCCCGUGUGUUCUGCGAUGCACAAGGAUUCCCGUAUGACUCUUUUCGAGUGUGAAAACAUGACUGGAAAGCAGUGGGAGGUGUGCAAUGACUACCCCUCUCUGCAGGCUAUGGGAUGGUGUAACAACGAGAUCCGCUCCAUCCAGGUCAUGAGUGGCGCCUUUGUAUGCUACCAGUAUCCUGGUUACCGUGGUUACCAGUACAUUAUGGAGUGUGACUGCCACGGAGGCGAGUACAGGAACUACAGAGAGUACGGAUGCCACGCUCAGACCCCUCAGAUCCAGUCGAUCCGCAGGAUCCAGCACUGAGAUCGGCUGUGUCCUCUUUACCUCUUCCUCCUUCUGACCCCCAGUUCCUUUCAUUCUCUCUAUCCCUCUGUUCCCAGCCAUGCAGGAUGGUCUGUUGACCAGGCAGGUUGGUAAGCUGGUGCUACGCCAAUGCAACAAGUCCACUGCACUUUCUAAUCCACUACGCAAAGAAAGAAAGGAACGAUGAGAAACAGAGAAAUCUGUUUCACUACGAGCGUAUGGACAUGGUGUACUGAAAAACCAGGAACAGUGCUCUGCUUUCGUCAUGACUAUUAUCAUGAUUGUAGCCAUUGCAGUUUUCAUGGUCAACUUCUGUAUGAUAUUUGAUGAAUAAAGAAAAUAAGCAUAAAAGCCAAACACACAGAAAUGAAUAA
Misgurnus anguillicaudatus (oriental weatherfish) is the source of this 1295-nucleotide messenger RNA. RefSeq names its product crystallin, beta A1b (gene cryba1b). Gene Ontology annotation, biological process: lens development in camera-type eye; visual perception. Gene Ontology annotation, molecular function: structural constituent of eye lens. NCBI's taxonomy places the organism in Eukaryota, Metazoa, Chordata, Actinopteri, Cypriniformes, Cobitidae. The record is from RefSeq and is a predicted model, not a curated record.